AUGGUCGCUGUGACCUGGUUUAGGCUGGACGUUGCAGGCUGUGUCCCACACGCAGGCGCAGUCCCAUCCCUCUGCGCCUGCCUGUGUCCGCGCCCUUCGGGGCCUGCGGCGGCAUCCUUAUUCCUUCUGACGGAACUUUGUGUUGCAGAUGGAGAGCGACGCCUACCCCGCCAGCGUCAGGGAGAUGAGCCGGCUGCUGCAGGAGGCCGUGCUGACGCAGGACGCGCCCACGCGCCCGAGUCCCCAGUCACUCCCGCCACCACGCCCACGCCCUGGCACCAGAAGGACCCACGCCCGCCUCCUCCGGGAGCGAGCGGGCGGCGAGCGGCGCGGCCUCCGUCGGCGGCGGGGGCGCUGAGGGCACUGCAGGCACCCAAGUUCCCGAGAGCGGGUCAGGCGACGGGGGCGGGGCCAGCGCGGUGGGCGGGGCCUCCGAGGCGGCGGGGGGCGGCGCGAGCGACAGUGCGCGGCCGGCCAGUCCCGCGAGCGGCGGCAGCGGCUCCAGCGGCCCCGUCAGUCUGUCGCAGAUCCUCGAGCGACCUGUGUAUGCCGGUGCCGCGUCCGUCGCCGCAGCGCCCCCCGUGUCAUUCGCCGCCAGCCAGCCCCCCCGCGUCCCCCGCCCGCCCGCCACCACGCGCCCGCCAGCCCCAGGAGCCCCCGCACGGGCGCCCCCGAGGCAGGCGUGCCCCAUGCCGGUGGCCACGAUGGGCAAUGGCACGUCAGGGCACUCUGGCGGAGGCCACCACCACACGCGCACCACAACCACGGGCGGCGCCCCCCCUGCGGCGCCGGGGGGGGCCGGCCCGGGAACGGCGCGGCGGAGGGGGAGGAGGGGGUGGAGGCCCCGCCGCCAAGCCCGUGUACCCCGAGGACUACAACUACCUCAAGGGGCUAGUGCCCGAGCUCAAGAGCGACAUCAGGGAGCGUGACCUCCGCAUCGACCUCCUCGAGUCCGAGAUGCUGGACCUCCGGCGGCAGGUCAAGCGCAAGACGGAGGAGCUCACGAGGCUGCAGCGGGACGUGCACAAGCUGAGGAGCGUCCUCCAGCAGCAGGCGGUUCGGUUCCACGAGCAUGGCGACCUCCUGGCCACCCUCCACGAGCAGCACUCCAUGGCCGGCCAGGGGUCCAUGACCAAGAAGCAGGGCGUCUCAGGAGAGUCCUGCUUCCAGAAUAAGACGGCGGAGAAGAUACACAUCCAGAGAUUCGACAAGGACUUCAGGUAAGGAGCGUGGCUGAGGCGGUGGUGGGCGGCGAGGGUCUAGCGGGGCGGGGAAUUAGGUGGCGGGUUUGGCGGGAAAUGAGGCGGUUUUUGGCGGGAAAGUUGGGUGUUUUGGAGGUGAUGGUGAAGGCUUGGUGGAGAGGACGCGGGCUGAGGGAGAGUGUGGACACCUGAGGGGAGGAGAUGUGCUUUGGUCGCGAAGGACGGAGUGUUGGCGGACAUGAAGUGUUCAUGGUGGAAGGUGAGGCCUUUGCUGGAGGCUCGGAC
Molecule: messenger RNA, 1487 nt
Organism: Penaeus vannamei (Pacific white shrimp)
Lineage: Eukaryota; Metazoa; Arthropoda; Malacostraca; Decapoda; Penaeidae
Source: RefSeq, a predicted model, not a curated record